Austrofundulus limnaeus is the source of this 1360-nucleotide messenger RNA. RefSeq lists its product as uncharacterized. The record is from RefSeq and is a predicted model, not a curated record. The transcript is spliced from 2 exons. NCBI's taxonomy places the organism in Eukaryota, Metazoa, Chordata, Actinopteri, Cyprinodontiformes, Rivulidae. Bases 153 to 1232 code for a protein of 359 amino acids.
AUUUUCACUUUCAUAGUUUUAUCUUCAAACUGGUUGUAGUUCUAUUUCAUCCCUACUGACCGCCAGAGGGCGGUGCUAAAAGCACUGAACGUUCCCUUUGCACAUGCACCAUUCGAGCUGUAAUACCAACAGUCACACCUGUGACCAAUCGGAUGACUAAUCAGAGGCUAUAUAGCUGGACGUCAUCCGAAGCUCUGUUCCUCUUUUCUUCUCGCAUACAGUUCUUUUCUCUUGUGGAAUAUUUCGCUGUCGUUUGGACGUCCCGAUUGCCAGUUGGCUGGAGUAGCGGUGUAUCGCCCUCCAUCACGUUCCCACUUCUACGGAGUCUGUGUCAAGAUGCUCCAUGGUGUCUUCCAACCAGGAGGGACCUAUUGUCUCAGUCGGGGGGGACUGAUCUGGCACCCCAAUCCUCACCACCUCAGGCUGUGGGUGUGGCCACUGGGAGGCUUGAGCAGCAGCUGACUGGAUAUUCAGACUCUGUCAGCGGUGUGCUGACCGCGAUGAGGACCCAGUCUCCUGUGUGGUGCCCACUAUCCUGGAGUUUCUUCAAUCUCUCCUCGAUAAAGGGCCGCUCUCCAUCAACACUUAAGGUAUAUGUGGCGGCACUAUCAUCUAAUCAUGCUGUCGUUGAUGGUGGUACAAUUGGAAGCCAUAACCUGGUUUCUCUUUUUCUGAGUGGCGCUCGCAGGUUGCACCCGCCAACAGUUCUGCGGGCACCUGCUUGGGAUUUGCCCUUGGUCCUCGAAGCCCUGCGCCACACUCCCUUCAAGCCUUUGCUUCAGGCUGACCUCAAGUGGCUCUCAUGUAAGACAGCAUUUUUAUUAGCUAUUGUCUCAGCUAAAAGGGUCGGCGAGCUGCAUGCUCUCUCUGCCAGCCCGUCAUGUCUCAAAUGGGCCCCAGAUGGCUCUGGUGUUACCUUGUGGCCAAACACUGCAUUUGUCCCUAAAGUUUUUUCGCAUUUCCAUUGUAACCAGCCACUGAGAUUGGCGCGUUUUCCGCCUACGUCAGGAGGGACUGGCGAUAGGCCUGACAUAUCGUGCCCAGUGAGGGCGUUGGAGACAUAUAUUGCUGCUACUGCUCCUAUAAGACGCUCAGACCAGCUGUUCUUAUGUUAUGGAGGCCCUAGAUUAGGCCAUCCCCUUUCAAAACAGUGUCUCUCCCACUGGAUUAUGGAUGUCAUCUGCCACGCCUACAGGGCAGGAGGCUGCGAAGGGAAUAUUCAGUGCUUUUAGCACCGCACUCUGGCAGUUAUUCAGGAUUCAUAGAACCGUAGUUACAUACGUAACUUUCGUUUUAACUGUCUUGGAUGAUCAUAGAAAUGGUUUUUUACCAGCCGUUAGUCAAGAUUUGGAUGUUUCUG